Puccinia triticina is the source of this 525-nucleotide messenger RNA. RefSeq lists its product as uncharacterized. Bases 1 to 525 code for a protein of 174 amino acids. Lineage: Eukaryota; Fungi; Basidiomycota; Pucciniomycetes; Pucciniales; Pucciniaceae. The record is from RefSeq and is a predicted model, not a curated record. The transcript has 4 exons.
AUGGUACGGAAGAGCCUAUCGGAGAUCGAUACGAUAUUCGCCUCGCGAGGCAGCAGCACGAUCUCGAAGAAGGCAAACACGCGGCGACCCGAUAGUCCAGGGCCGUCGUCGGAAGGGGCGGAGCGAACGACGGCGAGUGGGCGAGGAGGGAGCGGAGUGUCGGACGGGAAAGUCCAGGGCUCUGGGGCCGAACGAAGGCCGGCCGGCCGGCCGGGCGCCAAGCGGAAAGCCGAGGAAGCGGAACCCCGACCGUCUCCCGUCGAGGUGCUCAUCGACCCUUCCCAAUCCCUGCUUCUUCCGACACCCAAUCUGCCCCCAGCUGGCAGCAGCAAGAAGAAAAGGAACACUCGAGCGCUUCCGGCUCAUCUCGAUCUAGACGAUGAACAGGAACGGGCCUUCCGCGACUCCAGAGGCACAAGAGCGAAAACUGAGGACGGAUUGGUGAUCUAUUCGGUCGAGGAACUCAAGAUCGGAUUAGGCCAAGACACGCCAGACUGUCCGUUUGACUGCCAAUGCUGUUUCUAA